This is a messenger RNA of Brassica oleracea var. oleracea, 2876 nucleotides long. RefSeq lists its product as uncharacterized. Bases 153 to 2426 code for a protein of 757 amino acids. The record is from RefSeq and is a predicted model, not a curated record. The transcript is spliced from 4 exons. NCBI's taxonomy places the organism in Eukaryota, Viridiplantae, Streptophyta, Magnoliopsida, Brassicales, Brassicaceae.
UGUGUUAGUGCGUGGUUCUUGUUCAUCUCUUUCUCUCUCUCUACGAAAAUAUUUUCUUCUGCCAAGAAAACCAUUUUUGAAAUAAUCAAUCCUUUAAAUUCUAAAGGUUUUAUACCCCCUCAGAAAUUUGACAUUAUAAGUGAUCUGAUGUUAUGAGGAAUAGCAGAGAGGUGAAUAGUAACAGUGGAAGGAUCAAAUGUUCUUCUUAUCCAUCAUUAUCUACUGAUGAAGGACCUCCAAAUAAUCCAUCAUCUUCUUCCCAUUUCUUGCAUCUCAGCAAGCCUAGUGAUGAGUUAGGUCAAUCACAUCUUUCCACUUUCUCCAUCAGAGGUUAUGCAUUUAGUAACCGGACCAAAAACAUUCAGAAAAGCUGGCCUUUCUCCUCAACAAGUCUGCAACUUUGUUUAAAACAUGGCUUGAGUGAUCCAUUGCCACCUAUUCAGCCUCUUGUUCCUAUGAUAAGCCAUCCUCCUGAAGCUUCAUCAUCCAAGAAGCCUCAUGUUGAAGCGACAAGCUGCAAGAGAAAGUUAAAAAGACUUGCCUCCAAUGAUCAUGCAUCAGCAGAGACUAAACAAGGCUUAGAGAAUGGUUCAAAAUCCAAAACACAAGUCACUAUCCUCAACAAGACUCCUAGAAAGAAAUGUGGAUUAGUAGUGAAACCUGGAGCUUGUGUGGAAAAAGAAGAUCAGGGUUGUCUCUUUUCAGCUUCUGAUCAAUCUAUGGCUUUGAGAACUUGUCCCAUCUGCAAAACCUUCUCGUCUGCUUCUAACACCACCUUGAAUGCGCAUAUCGAUCAGUGCCUGUUUGUUGACUUGGGAGAGCAGCCAGUUAGUAAGCCAAACAAGCCUAGGAGUAAGCCGCGGUUAAAGGUUAAAACGAUGGUUGAUAUCUACGCUUCUGCAAAAGGAUGCACACUAGAAGAUCUUGAUAGAAGAAAUGGAACUAAGUGGGCUGUGAUCUCUAGCUACUCUAACCGUGUCAUUGUCUGUGAUAAUAAUAAGUCUGAAGUUUCCAACAAAGAGAAGAAGCUUGAUGAAGAUGGUGAUGCUGGCAUUGGACCUGUUUACAUUGAUGCUAAGGGCCAAAAACUGAGGAUUAUAUCUGAGGUUAAGGAGAAAGCUGCUGAUCCAUCAAGAGAGCAUGAGAAGAAAACUGUUAGUGAAGGUAAACGGAGUUACAAAAGCUGUAAGAAAAGACUUGAAGGCAAUGCUUCAGAGAUACAAGAGUAUAGAAGAGAGUGUUCUGAAGAAUGUAGAGGCAUGGAGACUCCAGGGACAAGUCAGCGUAGGAGGAUGCUAAGAAAACAUAGUCUUUCAAGGAAUGAAAGUAAGAAAGGGAGGAGCAUGUGUGAUCAGCCAUCUGAGAAUGUGCAUUCAUUGUCAGAAGAUCCUCUUGUGUUAAGAGGUCCAAGUCAUGUGAGUACUGAUUUAUCCGAGGCAGUUAACAGUCAAAGCUGUGGGGAUAGCCAAGUCUCUGGAAAGAGUACUAACUUUGCAGCUCCUAAACCAGUGGACAAAGGAGUUAUGAAGUUAAAGAAAGCAUGGAGGUUUGAUGUUUCAGAGAAUGAAGAUGAAGAUUCAGGGAGAUGGGAGUCUGAGAUGACUCAAGAACGUGAACUGGCUGAUUGGGAUGAGGAUGAAGAAACAGAUAAGGUGUUUCUGAGCUUGAGUCCUUCAACUAGUGGUGAAGACAAUGAUUAUGAAAGCUGGAAAGAGACUGGUAAUAAUAAAGGAGACUGUGAUAUGUUGGAGAAAACAGAUGACGUGGAGGUUGAAUUUGAAAGCAUGGUUUUAGAGAAAAGUGGUUUUGAAACUGAAGAAAGAGGAAGCUCAUUCAUGGAGGUUGAUCCCAUUCCUAUUCCAGGACCUCCUGGAUCAUUUCUAGAGAGUCCUUGGGACAUGGAAGCUGAUGCAACUGCAGCUGAAAAUCAUGGAAACUUUUUCCAGGUCCAAACAUCCUUUGAUCAGCUUGAUCUCGCCGACAGAAACUUGUCUGAAUCACCUGUUUCAGCAGUUUCUAACUUUGCAGCUCCUGAAACACAGACGUUUAGUCUUCAUAACAUCAUCACAACUGACAAGAGACCUUCUGGAUUCAGUGCAAAUGAUCAGUCAUGUUUUUGCCAGAGAAAGGAGAAUGCUGGUGAAGAUACAACAUUUAGCCAACCACCACCACACAUGAUCCAUCAAGAUCUUUUGGGUAAGUCUGUUCCUUCAAACUCCGGUCCAGUGUUGCGGCUAAUGGGAAAAGAUUUGAUGGUUAUGAAUCAAAGAGAAGAGACCUCACGUGGAGAUUCAAGUCUAAAACCAACCUCUCAGUUUCAAGAUGUCUCAAAGACACAACAAGUGUCUCCUCAUGCCCAUCAUCAUCGUCCUUUUGGUGGAAACGGUUUGUAUUUAGACGCCAGUACAAGCUUUUACAUUCCAUGACAAUACUGAUCAACUCCAGCAAACUCAUAUUCUUGAAAGAUCUUAAAGAAGUUAUCUCUUCAACCAUUCAACCUCAAGAUUCCCUGAUUCUCUAAUAAAGAGGUUGAGAAGAAUCUCAAGAGGCUGCUUUGAAGAAAUGGUGAGAUAACCUAUAGAAUAUUGAGAAACUCCACCAAGGUAAAUGUAAGUUAUUAUAAUGUUAUGGAACCGCAUUUUGAAUAAAAAGUAUACAUAACUUAAACAUCAUGAUUCUUUCUUUCUAUAUAGAUAUUUAUAUAUGUGGUUGAAAUCAUGUGAGGUAGUCAAGAUCAUGGUCACCGUCAUGACAUGCAUUAUGUGUACGCAAUUCAUUUUCUUUCGUCUCACUAAUUCCUAAUUAUUUUAGAUAUAACCUGUUGAGUGUAAUUAAUGUCACAUAAAUUAGAUGGGGAAAUAUUUGAUGUAUAGUAU